This is a messenger RNA of Moneuplotes crassus, 3285 nucleotides long. The record is from the annotation of a GenBank genome assembly. Lineage: Eukaryota; Ciliophora; Spirotrichea; Euplotida; Euplotidae.
CCCUUCAUCGAGGUAAUCCACUCUAAUCCUGUAGAUCAUCUUUUAAAAUGUCCGAAAUUCUAGAAGAAACAUCUGUAAAGGAGAGCGAUCCUCAUAUUUUCCGAAGAAUAUGGUCCUAUGUGAAGAGCAGCUCAUUAUUCAUUUUUAAUGAAGAAUGGGAAAUACGGAAAUUCUUAUUGAUCCUUGUACUUGGAUCUGAAAAUUUGAUUGAAAUUAACGAGGCACUCAAAAAUUCAGAGGAGUUUGGUAUCAAAGACUUGCAAAAAUCUUAUCAUAUCAAAGACAUACAAAUAGUUGAAGGGAAAUUGCUUACUGAAAAGAAGCAUAUUGGCUACUCAAAGAUAUUUGAUUCUAUCAUAAUAGGUCUUAUUUUGGCCUCCUCUAUUCUUCUCUGAGUGGAUACGCCUCUUACAAACUCGGAGUCAGUGUUCUUUAUGCUGCUAAAGUACUUGGACUAUAUAUUCACUUUCUUAUUUCUGAUAGAAGCUAUUUUGAAAAUUAUUGCACUAGGAUUCAUCCACAAUAAUUUUCCAGGUAUUCCCCCAUAUAUUCUGAAUGCAUGGAAUAUUUUAGACUUAUUUGUAGUUGUAAGCUCACUUGUUGACUUUUCAUUCACUGUUUCAUCAAGUGGGCCUAAUACAACACAAUUGAAAAGCCUCAAAGCUUUGAGAGCAAUUCGAGCUUUAAGACCAUUAAGAAUGAUUAGUAGAAAUGAAGGCUUGAAGAUCUCGAUUAAUGCUCUGUUCUCAUCAAUUCCAGCCAUGGCAAAUGUCUUGUUAGUGUGCUUGCUCAUCUUGUUGAUAUUUGCUAUUAUGGGAGUAGACUUCCUCAAGGGAGCUUUCUAUAGCUGUGAAGGACUGACUGAUGAGAUUUUGCAAACAGUUAAAACCAAACAAGAUUGUUUAGACCAAGGUGGUAGCUGGGACAAUUAUUUUGUAAACUUUGACAAUACCAUCAAUGCAAUGUUUGCUCUUUUUCAAAUGACAACAACCGAAGGAUGGGUCAGUGUGAUGAACAGAGGUGUUGACACAAGAGGUAUUGAUAAACAGCCUGAGACCAACAACCAAAUUUUUAUGAUCAUAUAUUUCGUCUGCUUCAUGGUUGUAGGAUCUCUCUUCAUUAUCAAUCUAUUUGUUGGCGUGAUCAUUGACAACUUUAACAAGAUAAAAGGAUCUGAAGAAAUGGGAGGUAAAGGUGUUUUCAUCACUGAGAACCAGAAGAAAUGGGUUGAAAUCCAGCACAUUAUGUUACGCCAAUCCUUGAGGUUUAAACCUCCUGAGCCAAAAAGUAAAUGGAGAAAGAAGGUUCAUGAUCUUGUGAACCAUCAAUAUUUUGAAGGGUUCAUCAUGGUAUGAAUUUUAUUAAACACACUUCUAAUGUCAAUGAGAUAUGCAAGAAUGUCAGAUAAUUAUGAAUUAGCUCUGGAAACAGCCAACAUGGUAUUCAGCAUCAUAUUUAAUCUUGAAAUGAUCCUUAAAAUUAUUGGAAAUGGAAUGCAUUAUUUCAAAGGAUCUUGGAAUAGAUUUGACUUUGCUAUUGUUAUUGGCACAGAUAUUGGCUUCAUUAUGAGUUUGUUCUUAAGUGUCAAUAUUUCAACAGCAGCUACUGUAAUUAGGGCCUUUAGGAUCCUCAGAAUCUUCAGAUUAGUAAAAUCAUUUGGAAAGAUGAUACUCGAUGCCUUAGUGUAUAUAAUUCCGCAGGUCACGAACAUAAUGUCUCUGAUCUUCUUGUUGUUAUUUAUUUUCUCAUGCUUAGGGAUUUCUCUCUUUGCAACUGUGAUGUACAGAGAGAAUUAUAACAGAUUGAGUAAUUUCAGGAACUUCUUUUUCUCAAUAAUUAUUCUCUUGAGAUGAGCUACUGGAGAAGAUUGGAAUCUAGUUAUGGAAGAUCUUGGAGAAAGUGGAGAAUUUGAUGGGGUUUACUGAAAUGAUGAUCAGACUUAUGACGAAAUGCAAAAAGACGGCGUAUUAGGCUGAGGAUCUAAUUUUGCAAUCCCUUACUUUACUUUAUUCGUACUUAUAAUUAAUUUCAUUGCAAUGAACUUGACAGUUGCAGCGGUUAUUGAUGGUCUCGCAUCAGCAAGAAAAGACGAGGGAGCAUUGAUCAGUAGUGAUAAUAUUAACACAUUUAUCCAUCUUUGGUCAGACUAUGACCCAAAAGCGACAGGUUGGAUAUCAAUAGAUGCAUAUAUUUUCCUUCUAUUCGAACUCCCAAAGCCUAUCGGCUUAGGAAGAGAAGUGCCACUGUCAUAUCGAAAGAAUUAUGUGACACUCUACAAUUCUCAGAUGGAGCAAAACUCCAUAGAAGUAAGGAUUGAGGUUGGUAAAGAUGUCAGACAUGAAGAGUACCUCCAAGAGUGCAAAGAGAUUCUCCUGAUCAAAGAUAAAGAACGAAAUAAGAGGUAUUUCUACCAUACUGAAAAGAAGAUCUUACUGAGAGAAGACUUAUGGCUAAAGAUCUUGAAACACUACAACAUUCCUAUAUACGAAAACCGUCGGAUACAUUUCAAAGAUGUAUGCAAGAGGUUAAUUAAAUAACUCUUCUGGCCAUGGGAACUUAAAUAGAGUUUUAAGAAGCAACUCAUUUCGACUUUUAGAAAGGAAAAUAAGAAAAAAGUGGGAUAGCAGAUAUAAAAAUGCAUCUAAAAAAGAUAUCAUAACAACUGUUGAAAAAGUAAUUGCUGCCAGGAUAAUUUCUAAAUGGGCUAGAUACAAAAGAGUUUCUCUAAGAAUGAGUCAAAGAAAGCUCUUAUCGCUAGAGAUGAUUGAUAGCCAAAAGAGUUGGGAAAAUAAUCCAGAGUCUCAAAGAGAGAUGAAGCCUAUAACUUACAUAAACCCAAUAGAAGAAAAAGAUGAAUCAAUUGUUAUCUCUGAGGAGGAUAGUUCGUCUAAGAUAAUCCCUAAGAACAUCAAUCACUUCGAUGAAGAUGUGAAGAGUAAUGAGUUGAAAGCUGUAGAUCCCUCUAGCAAGAAAAAUGUUGAAAGUGAGGAAGAAUUCACUGCUGAGGAUCAGGAUAUGAGGAUCACAAGGAUGAAACUCCCAGGAGAAGGACGGAAGUCAGCUCAGUUCCAUAUUGGCCAUGCAGAGAACAAGGGUCUGAAUUUUAUGAAACUUGGAGAAAAUGUGCUUGGUAUAAGAUCGGAGAAGGAAGUCCCAAGCUUAUCGUUCUAUUCUCCAAUUGACAAGAAAUAUUGAGCUGAUAAAAGUGAUGAAAUUGAAGAACUUAGUAUUGGAGAAAUUAAGGAAAUUGAAUAAUAGAAAUAAAACUUAUGAAUAAAUUCAACG